GCAUUCACAAAACAAAUGACUCUACUAAUUUAAUGUAAAAACAAAAAAACUUCUACCAAUUAUUUUGCAGCUUGAUUGAAAAAUAAUUAAACAAUGUUUAAAAAUAUUGUUGUUGGUUUAUCUGGUGGUGUUGACAGUGCAGUUGCAACACUUCUUCUUAAACGUAAAGGUUUUAAUGUGACUGCUGUGUUUUUAAAAAAUUGGGAUACUGCUGAUGAAACUGGCAAGUGUUUAUCAGAUGAAGAAUACAAAGAUGCUCAAAGAAUUUGUCAAAAAUUAGAUGUACCAUUAUUACAAGUUGAUUUUGUCAAAGAUUAUUGGCACGAAGUAUUUACAUAUUUAAUUGAUAGCUAUGAAAAUGGAACAACACCAAAUCCAGAUAUAAUGUGUAAUAAAAAUAUUAAGUUUAAUAAAUUUUAUCAAUAUGCCAGAAAUAAUUUAAAAGCUGAUGCAAUUGCAACUGGACAUUAUGCAAAAUCAUCAUUCGGCUCGUAUUUAGAAAAUUAUAGUAUAAAUUCAAAAGUUAAGCUAUUAAAUGCUCGUGACAACACAAAAGACCAGACAUUUUUUCUAUCACAAGUCAAACAAGAACCACUUCAACGAUGUAUGUUUCCACUUGCUGAUUAUAAAAAAAUUGAUGUUAAAAAAAUAGCAACAGAUAAUGGCCUAGAUUUUAUUGCUAAAAAAGAUGAAAGUAUGGGAAUAUGUUUUAUUGGAAGUAGAUCAUUUCAAAAUUUUAUAUCAGAGUAUAUUGAAGAUAAUCCAGGUAAUUUUGUUGAUUAUGAUAGUGGAAAAAUUGUUGGUAAACAUAGGGGUUUUCAUUUUUGGACACUUGGACAAAGAUGUAAAAUAUCUGGUGCUCCAAAAGCAUAUUUUAUUUAUCGUAAAGAAAGCAGUACCAAUGAUAUUCUUGUGGUACAAGGAACUGAUCAUCCAGCAUUGUUUACUCGUUUGGUGAUGACAUCUGAGCCAUACUGGAUCAGUGAAGAACCAUGUGAAUUAAUUAACAAUGGAAUAUUAGAGUGUGAAUUUAAAUUUCAACAUUCACAUCCACCAGUACCAUGUAGAGUAUAUAAAUCUCUGAAUAAUCAUUUGGUCAUUCAACUGGCAAAAGCUAAACGUGCAAUAUCACCAGGACAAUUUGCUGUUUUGUAUUUAAAUAAUGAAUGUUUAGGAAGUGCUCCAAUAUUACAACCUGGUCCAUCAUUACAAAUGAUUGGUGAAACAAUUGACAAUGAUCUUGAUGAGUAUCUUGAUAUAGGAAUCAGAACAGCAAUGCGAUAAAUUAUUUAUUGCUUUUUUUUUUUAGCUUUGAUAUUUAAUUUACAAUCAAUUUUUAUUGUUGAUAAAAAAAAAUAUAUUUUACUCCAUUUUGCAUGUACAUCGUAGGUACCUGAAUUGUCGACUGAAAUUGCCACCAUCUUUCUAUAAAAAAAUAGAGAGAAAAUAUAUGUCAUGUGAUGAAAAAAUAAAUAAGUAAAUAAAUAAAUAUAAAAGUCAUACUAAUGACUAAUGAUAACAAGUCAAUAAAAAAAUAAAUAAAUACAGAAAUAACGUAUUCAAGUAAUUCUUCUAAUAUUAUCAAAGUGAAACAGAAUAAUUUAAAGUGACUAGUUUUAUUAAAGCAAUCAUCAAAGAGUUUAAUAAAUAAUACGUUGUUCAUCCAUUAUUAUUAUGACAAGAUAACAGAUAAAAACAAAUAAAAAAAAAACACCAAGAAUGUAUACAAAAAAAAAAUAUAUUUAGCUAAAAUAAUAAUAAAAGAAAAAAAAUCUUAAAACAAUGUCAAAUAAAAAUUUAUUAAAAUUCAUAAUAAAAUGUAAAAAAAAUAUAAAAAAUA
Aphidius gifuensis is the source of this 1840-nucleotide messenger RNA. RefSeq names its product mitochondrial tRNA-specific 2-thiouridylase 1. Gene Ontology annotation, biological process: tRNA wobble position uridine thiolation. Gene Ontology annotation, molecular function: sulfurtransferase activity. The record is from RefSeq and is a predicted model, not a curated record. NCBI's taxonomy places the organism in Eukaryota, Metazoa, Arthropoda, Insecta, Hymenoptera, Braconidae. Gene Ontology annotation, cellular component: mitochondrion. The transcript is spliced from 6 exons. The coding region runs from base 94 to 1284 and encodes 396 amino acids.